Molecule: messenger RNA, 2588 nt
Organism: Telopea speciosissima
Lineage: Eukaryota; Viridiplantae; Streptophyta; Magnoliopsida; Proteales; Proteaceae
Product: casein kinase 1-like protein HD16
Exons: 16
Coding region: 335-2521 (728 amino acids)
Biological process (GO): signal transduction; peptidyl-serine phosphorylation; endocytosis
Cellular component (GO): nucleus; cytoplasm
Molecular function (GO): protein serine/threonine kinase activity; ATP binding
Source: RefSeq, a predicted model, not a curated record
UAAUUCCCUCUUCAGGUAUGUUCCCGACACUUGCUAUUGCUUUCCUUUCUGAUUUCUGCAAAACCCUAGAAAAAAAUAUCUUUAUAGUGAGUCAAAGGCUCAAAGCCAUUGCAAGCUAAUAAUCGGCUAAAAUUCGAUCGCCUUAUUAUUUUGGAUCUUCCAUUCUCCUAUUUGUUUUUUUGGCAACUCCAUAGAAUAUUUUUUGAUGAUGAGGUUUUUAGGUUUUCAGGGAGAAACGAAUCAGGUUUCGUAAUGGUGACGAAUUUAGAGGUUCGGAGAAGAAGAUAAUGUUCAGAUUGGGAGAAGAGGGGUUUCUGGAUUGUAUGGGUGAAGAAUGCCAGAGCUGCGUAGUGGAGUACGUCGUGCCCGUGCUCCGGUCGUAGAUCAGGGGCGAAAGCCAAGAGGUCGAGCUGCGAAAAUAUCCGAGCCCGUGUUCGAUAAUUGUGUCAGAACUAGAGCCGCAGUCGCGAAAGAGGCUGCGAAGGCUAAAGCUGUUCGAAUCGGGGUUAAGACUCGUGCUGGAAAGCCCAGAACGAGGUUGACCGCGAGGAAUCAAGCCAAGGCUGCGGUGAUUGUGAUUUCGGAGAAGAACGGUGAUUCUGGUCGCGAUCGUGUUAAGGAACCCCGAGAAGAAGGGAAAGGGCGAGGGGGAGAUCGGAUUGGCAAUCUAGGGAACGAGGUUUUGGCCGAGAAUCGUAAGAAAGAAGCGAUGGCAGACGAUAGCGGUGGUUUGAGUGCCAACAAGGUCGGUGGGCAGGAAGAAGAAGGGAGUACCGCUCCUUUUCCUGAAAGGGUUCAGGUAGGAGGCUCCCCAAUUUAUAAGAUCGACAGGAAGUUGGGCAAAGGGGGGUUUGGUCAGGUAUUUGUGGGUCGUCGUGUAAUGGGAGGGAACGAGCGGUCAACAGGUUCUGGGCCUAUGGAGGUGGCACUUAAAUUUGAACAUAGAAGCAGCAAAGGUUGUAACUAUGGCCCUCCAUAUGAGUGGCAAGUUUACAGCUAUAUUGGUGGCAGUCAUGGAGUGCCAAAAGUACACUUCAAAGGGAGACAAGGGGAUUAUUAUAUAAUGGUCAUGGACAUGUUAGGGCCAAGCUUAUGGGAUACAUGGAAUUCUUCAGGGCAAUCGAUGUCAUCAGAAAUGGUAGCCUGCAUUGCAGUUGAGUCUAUAUCGAUCCUAGAAAAGAUGCAUUCGAAAGGUUAUGUCCAUGGAGAUGUAAAGCCUGAGAAUUUUCUACUCGGUCAACCAGCUACGGCGCAGGAAAAGAAGUUGUUUCUUGUAGAUCUUGGAUUAGCAACAAGAUGGAGAGAUAGCACUAGUGGCCAGCAUGUAGAGUACGAUCAACGGCCUGAUGUAUUCAGAGGAACUGUUCGUUAUGCUAGCGCUCAUGCCCACUUAGGAAGAACUGCAAGUAGAAGAGAUGAUCUAGAAUCUCUUGCAUAUACACUACUCUUUCUUCACCGAGGCAGGUUGCCAUGGCAAGGUUAUCAGGGUGAUAAUAAAUCAUUCCUAGUUUGCAAGAAAAAGAUGGCAACAUCACCUGAAAUGUUGUGUUGCUUCUGCCCUCCGCCUUUUAAGCAAUUUCUCGAGAUUGUGGUGAACAUGAAAUUUGAUGAAGAGCCGGACUAUUCCAAGCUAAUAUCUUUGUUUGAUGGGUUGAUUGGACCAAAUCCUGCGAUAAGGCCAAUUAAUACUGAUGGUGCUCAGAAGAUUAUCUAUCAGGUAGGUCAGAAACGGGGUAGGCUGACCAUUGAUGAAGACGAUGAUGUACUACCAAAGAAAAAGGUCCGUAUAGGAGUUCCUGCUACUCAAUGGAUUUCAGUCUACAAUGCCAGACAGCCAAUGAAACAGAGAUACCACUAUAAUGUGGCCGAUGGACGACUGGCACAGCAUGUAGAAAAAGGAAAUGAAGAUGGUUUGCUUAUAAGUUGUGUGGCUUCUUCUUCCAAUCUUUGGGCACUCAUCAUGGAUGCCGGAACUGGUUUCUCUUCCCAAGUUUAUGAGCUGUCACCAUACUUCUUACAUAAGGAAUGGAUUAUGGAGCAGUGGGAGAAGAAUUACUACAUCAGUUCAAUAGCUGGUGCUAACAAUGGAAGUUCUCUGGUCGUGAUGUCCAAAGGGACCCAGUACACUCAGCAGUCUUACAAGGUCAGUGACUCUUUCCCAUUCAAAUGGAUAAACAAGAAGUGGAGAGAAGGGUUCCAUGUGACCUCAAUGGCAACUGCUGGUAGCAGAUGGGGUGUUGUCAUGUCUCGAAAUGCUGGCUUCAGCGAUCAGGUUGUCGAGCUUGACUUUCUCUAUCCAAGUGAAGGUAUUCACAGACGUUGGGAUUGUGGUUAUCGGAUAACAUCCACAGCUGCUACUUGGGAUCAAGCUGCUCUUAUCCUAAGUGUGCCUAAGCGCAAACCUGGUGAUGAAACUCAGGAGACUUUGCGAACAUCUCAGUUUCCAAGUACUCAUGUUAAGGAAAAAUGGGCAAAGAAUCUCUAUCUGGCAUCUGUUUGCUAUGGACGUACAGUAUCUUGAGGCUUGACAUGGUCAGUUAUCACUGUUCAGCUCACAUUUGUUGUCUUGAAGUUUGAUAAAAUGGCAG